This is a messenger RNA of Plutella xylostella (diamondback moth), 1504 nucleotides long. RefSeq names its product Sepiapterin reductase (gene Sptr). Gene Ontology annotation, biological process: tetrahydrobiopterin biosynthetic process. Lineage: Eukaryota; Metazoa; Arthropoda; Insecta; Lepidoptera; Plutellidae. Gene Ontology annotation, molecular function: sepiapterin reductase (NADP+) activity. The record is from RefSeq and is a predicted model, not a curated record.
AUGGCCGCCAAGGUUUCCACCCCUGCUGAUGCGAGCAACGACUUCUCUGUCGGCUCCGUGUACUGUAUGGUCACCGGAGCCUCCCAGGGCAUUGGCAGAGCUCUGGCUGUCGAGGCAUCCAAGCUCUUUGGUCCUAACUCUGUCAUGCUUCUGUUAGCUCGUAAUGAGAAGGAACUUGCCAACACUGCCAACAUGUGCGAGUCAGAGAAUGUCAAAGUGAUGUACAAGCCUUUUGACUUGUCCACGGCUAGCUCGGAGAAGAUGCAAGAUGUGAUCAUGCAGUCUAUCCAGGGCCGUAAGGUUACUGACUUUGACGUUGUGCUGGUGUUCCACAAUGUGGGCUCGCUGGGCAACCUGUCUGUGGAGACCGACAAGAUGGAGAAUGUUCAGGAGCUGGAGAGCUACUUUGACUUGAAUGUGUUCAAUGUGAUUGCGCUGAACUCGCAGUUCCUGAAAGUGUUCCAGGAGGUGGAGGACCGUAUCAUUAUCAUUAACAUCACCUCACUGUGCGCCAUCAAGCCGAUGAGUGGCAUGGCCUACUACUGCAGCGGCAAGGCUGCCCGGGAGAUGUAUUUCCGUGUUCUGGCCGAGGAGAAAAAGCACAUUAAGGUCCUCAACUACUCCCCGGGACCUGUAGAGACAUCUAUGAUCGAUUAUGUGCUGGAGGAGGCUGUGAAUGACAACCUGAAGCAGGUGUUCACAGCCUUCAAGAGCCAGGGCACGCUGCUCACCCCGGACGUCACCGCUAAGAAGUGUCUCAGAAUCUUGCAAAAAGGCGUGUACACGUCCGGAGACCAUGUCGACUACUUUGAUGACGAGUAGAAGCUUCUCAAUUAAUGCAAUACAAUUUUCGGCCUUCUAGAUUUUAGCGUAGCUUUCGUACUAACUUUAGAGUUAGACACAAUCAAUACUUCCAUGACAUAUAAACCUAUAUUAAACUUUGUACUUAUGAGAUUAUUACAAUUAAAUAAAACAUAAAAAUAUUGUAAGAAAUUAUGCUAAAUUGUAGAUGAUUGAUGUGUGUUUGUGCCAAUUUCGCCUCCAUUACUACCACUUGUUAAUGUCAAUGUACUCAUCUACUGCUAACAUCUGCUAUAUCUCCAAGGUGCCUAUUACAUAUACUAUCUGUGGAACUCAUUACAUUAGUGGUUUCUUAUCUCUCUCAUAUCCAUGACAAUAUUAUACUUUACAUAACACUUAGAUGAAAUAACUACUUUGUAUCUGAAGUUCUCAAUUGAGUGGCUUGCUUUGAAAAUGAUUGUUAGAUAAUUAUUGUUAUUUCUUAUAUAAUAUUAUAUUAUUAUUGAAACGGAACAUUCCAGUAGUUCUAAAUGAGAUAGUAGAAAUUCAUGUUACUUAUGUACUUCUCAAUGGUUAUAUUUAGAUAUAUGUAUACUUAUAUCAACCCUUUACAUAUUAUUAUGUGUGUAAUAUUCGGAAUCUCAUAGUAUUAUAUCAUAUGAAUGGAAUUCAUAUUUAACAAAUAAAUGCAUAUCUCGAUUAA